Peronospora belbahrii is the source of this 1542-nucleotide messenger RNA. Lineage: Eukaryota; Oomycota; Peronosporomycetes; Peronosporales; Peronosporaceae. The record is from the annotation of a GenBank genome assembly.
AUGAAAGAUCGUGUCUCACUACAAGACGUCGUGCAGUAUCAAAGCUUGAACUACCUUCAAAUGCGCGUCUUUCACCUUGUCGUAGGUCUUCUAUGCGCAUUCUGCGCUACUACUUUUCAGCAUGUUCUUGCUACUUCUGAUCCAGUAUCAAAGCUUCGUAUUGCUGCAGAUAAUGCAUUUGCUGGUGGAGAUAUGAAAAAAGCCAUUUCACUCCUCUCAAAGCUCAUUGAACUCGAUCCAAGCAAUGAACGCAACUUUUACAAACGUUUUCGAGCUUAUUUGAGUGAACGCAAGUAUUUCCACGCUCUAUCGGACUUGUCUUUAGCCUUGGAGAUCAAUCCCAAGUAUAGACAAGGAUUAUUACAACGUGGAAAGCUCUUGAUUAUGUUGGGACAAUGUGCAGAGGCGUCACUGGAUCUAGAGAAACUUAUCAAGUUGUACCCAAAGGAUACAGUAGCUAUGGAGCAAUUGGAUAAGAGCAAGGAAUGUGCGGCGUACAUUGAUAAAGCUGAAAUUGCUCAAAGUCGUGGUGAUUAUCAAUCGGCGUAUGAUUAUUUGACACAAGUGCUGGAAGGUUCAGCUAUUUCUAGUAUACCUUUGCUGCUAGAACGAGCACAACUUAGUGUGUCACUGGAGAACGCGUACGAUGCAAUUGCAGACCUUGGCUCUAUUUUGAAGCUAGAUCCGUCCAAUUUAGUUGCGUUGCAAAUGCGUGGUGAAGUACUGUACUCACUUGGAGACAAGCAGUCACUCGAGGCAGCAAAGUCGCACUACUCGCAAGGUUUGCACUCGGACCCGGAGCACAAAGGCAUUAAGAGCCUUCACAGGAGACUGAAUAAGGUUCUCAAGUACGUAAACCGCGCGGAAGAUGCUAUGGAGCGUGAGGCUUACGUUGAAGCAGUGGAAGAGUGGCGAUCGGCCGUGGAGGUUCAUCCGGAACACUUUGCAAUGAACAAAGAGUUUUACCUGCAGUUGUGUACUAGCGAAAUGCGUCUCAAGCACUUUUCCGAGGCACGUGAUGCCUGUGAGAAGGUUGUGAGCUAUGACAAUGACAACGCUCAGGCCUUUGCAACGUUGAGCGAAGCGUAUAUCGGUCUUGAACUAUACGAGGAUGCUGUACGUUCAGCAAAACGCGCGUUAGAGCUGGACAACUCGAGCCGAGAGUUUACGGAGAAGGUAGCACAGGCCGAGGCAGCUUUGAAACAGAGCAAAACCAAGAAUUACUACAAGAUUCUCGGUGUUUCACGCACUUCGGACGCUAAAGAGAUCAAGAAAGCGUACCGCAAGCAGGCCCUUGAGUGGCAUCCGGAUAAGCACACUGACAAGGACGAAACUGAGCGCGAGAAGGUAGAAAAACGAUUUCUUGACAUUGCGGAAGCUUACGAGAUUUUAUCAAAUGAGGAAACGCGUACCAUGUACGAUCGUGGCGAGGAUGUCACCGGCAACCCGCAGCAGCAGCAGCAACACCAUCACUCUCCGUUUAACAAUGCGCAGUUUUUCCAGCAGGGCGGCCGUACCUUCCGCUUCAACUUUGGAGGUUAG